This is a messenger RNA of Hordeum vulgare subsp. vulgare (domesticated barley), 1805 nucleotides long. Its product is annotated as mannan endo-1,4-beta-mannosidase 3-like. The transcript is spliced from 3 exons. Bases 306 to 1748 code for a protein of 480 amino acids. Lineage: Eukaryota; Viridiplantae; Streptophyta; Magnoliopsida; Poales; Poaceae. Gene Ontology annotation, molecular function: hydrolase activity, hydrolyzing O-glycosyl compounds. The record is from RefSeq and is a predicted model, not a curated record.
AAUGGCCUGAUUACACCCAACACAAAGCUAUUCAAACACAGCAGUCGCUUUCGUGCAUCCACCCGACCGGCGAUGAUGGAAGCGUCCUGGUGUUCGUCCACGUAGAAAGUGAUGAGGUGCCUGCGUGUUCCAGCCGUGCUCUGCCGCCUACGCGCGCGCGCCGGCUGGCCGAGCCCGAGCGCAAGUUAAUUAAGUUGGCGCCAAAUUAGGCAAGCUAGCUCGCACUGCACGUACGUACGCGUGGGCGCGCUCGGCUGCCAAAAGGCGUGCAAACCAAAGCUCCAUUAGCUAGCUAGCGCGCGGCGAUGAGACCACGGCCGCCGGCUCUGGUGAUCAGCCUCCUCUUCCUCCUUGUCCUCGCCGUGCCGUGGCAUGCCGCUGCGGUCGGAGGGGACCUAGACGGCGGCAUGGUGCGGGUGGACGGCACGCGGUUCGUGGCGGGGGACGGCGACCGGACGGUGUACCUCAGCGGGUUCAACGCGUACUGGCUCAUGGAGAUGGCGUCCGACCCGUCGCGGCGGGGCGGGGUGGUGUCGGCGUUCCGGCAGGCGAAGGCGCACGGCCUCAACCUCGCGCGCACCUGGGCCUUCAGCGACGGCGGCGACAACCCGCUGCAGUCCUCGCCCGGCGUCUACCACGAGCACAUGUUCCAGGGUCUGGACUUCGUCAUCGCCGAGGCGAGGCGGCACGGGAUAUACCUCCUCCUCUGCCUCACCAACAACUUCGACGACUUCGGCGGCAAGCGCCAGUACGUCCAGUGGGCGAGGGAGGACAUCACCGCCGGCGCCGGCGCCGGCGGCCGCAACCUCACCUCCGCCGACGACUUCUUCAACUCCACCCUCGUCAAGUCCUACUACAAGAACCACGUCAAGACGGUGCUGACGAGGGUGAACACGGUGACCGGCGUGGCGUACAGGGACGACCCGGCCAUCUUCGGGUGGGAGCUGAUGAACGAGCCCCGGUGCGGCGCCGAGCCCACGGGCGCCAUGGUGCAGGCGUGGGUGGAGGAGAUGGCGCCGUACCUGAAAACCAUCGACGCCGCCCACCUGGUCACGGCGGGGCUGGAGGGCUUCUACGGCGACGGCGCGCACGAGAGCAAGGAGCUCAACCCGUGGAGCAUCUACUACGGCACCAACUUCGUCGCCACGCACCAGGCCGCCGGGAUCGACUUCGCCACCAUCCACCUCUACCCGGACGUCUGGCUCUGGGGCUCCACCGCCGACCAGCAGGCGCGCUUCUUCCGCAACUGGACGGCGUCCCACGUCCGCGACACCGAGCGGCAUCUCCGGAAGCCGCUCCUCGUCACCGAGUACGGCAAGUUCCUCUGGGAGGAGGGCGGCGAGAACGCGACGUCGGCCACGCAGAGGAGGGAUGGUUUUCUCGGUAUGGUGCUUGAUACGAUCUACGAGUCGGCAUCAAAGGGCGGGCCGCUCGUUGGCGGCGCCUUCUGGCAGCUGCUCCUCGACGGCGACGGCAUGGACGCGCUCAAGGACGGGUACCAGAUCGUGCUCCCGGAGGACGCCCGCGCCGCAAGCAUCAUCAGUGAUCACUCCGAGAAGAUGGCCGAGCUCAGCAAGCAGGACGCCGCGAUGGCCGGUCGGCGGUGGAGUAGGAGUGAGCCAAGGAAGAUCGGCCGUUUUGGCAGCUGGGGUGAUGCUCAUCCUUACGUCCAAAGAUUCUUGCUUCGUUUCGUCUCUCUGUUCAGAUCAGUUUCUUCACUGUUUGAUUGGUCCCGUGUAGCUAGCUAGGCUGCAGUAGAGAAAUGUUCAGAUACCUUCCCCUGAGUGUAGCAAUUUUGACUUUUU